CGUCAUACGACAAUUUGUAAAAGUACGAGGGCAUUUUGCGUUAUAAAGUAGAAGAACUGUCUCUCCCUCUUACUAUCAAUUUAAAAAAUUCCGAGCAUCCAUUGAAGGCAGCAGAGAACUGCCACUCAGUCGAGGUUCGAUCUGAAGUUCACGGCGUAGUUUCCAGAGUCUGUCCACCAGGGGGCACAGCCCAAGGGAGGCUCAAUCCAAACCCUCAACUCCGCUUCUGCUCGUACCAUGAGCUGAAUCUGUCCGGGACAGACCAGGGAAGAUGGCGGCCACUGACCAUUCCCGGUCCGAAGCUGCCAAGCAGCGACGGCAGGAUCAGCUGCAGCGAUGGCUGGGCUCGGAGACGGAUCAGACGGAGUCGGAGGCACGGGAAAGUUUAAGCGGUUCUGGUACGCGGCGAGCGAAAGUUCGGUUUGCCCAAGGAGCCGUGUUUAUGGCCGCCUGUUCUGCCGGAGACCGGGAGGAGGUGGCAGCGCUUCUCCGGCAGGGAGCUGACAUCAACCACGCCAACAUUGACGGACUGACAGCGCUUCAUCAGGCCUGCAUUGAUGAAAAUGCUGAGAUGGUGCAGUUUCUGGUGGAGAGCGGGAGUGAUGUAAACAGAGGGGACAACGAGGGCUGGACUCCUUUACAUGCUGCAGCGUCCUGUGGUUUUAUCCAGAUCGCUAAGUAUCUGAUAGAGCAUGGCGCUCAUGUUGGAGCAGUGAACAGUGAAGGAGAACUUCCUCUGGAUGUGGCCACAGAAGAUGCCAUGGAGAGACUUCUAAAAGCUGAAAUAAAAAAGCAAGGAAUUGACGUGGAUAGGGCCAGAAAAGAGGAGGAGAGGAUCAUGCUCCAGGACGCCGAGGCAGUCCUGGCAGGAGGCGGGACUCUCACACCUCACCCCAACACCAAGGCAACAGCUCUGCAUGUUGCCGCUGCCAAAGGCUACAUAGAAGUCCUGAAAGUUCUGCUGCAGUGUGAGGUGGAUGUGGACGGCAGGGACGUGGACGGGUGGACGCCCCUGCACGCAGCAGCACACUGGGGGCAGGAGGAAGUGUGCAGUCUGCUCGCAGACAACAUGUGUGAUAUGGGUGCCGUAAACAAUGUGGGCCAGACCCCUCUAGAUGUCGCAGAUGAGAACCUUGUGGACUCCCUGGAGGAGCUGCAGAAGAAACAGAACGCCUUACGCAGCGAGAAAGAGAAACAGACUCCUGUUAUUGAGACCAGCCCGCAGAUCUCCAUGGUACCGGUUCGCACACGCAGGACUUCUAUCUCUCGUAUGAGCAGCAAAGAGAAGAUCUGCCUCCAUGAACGGGAGAAGCACCCGCCUCCCGCCCUGCCGAGCAGCCCAGCUGAGGAGGAGGAGGAAGAGAGCCAGACGGGGCAGAGUCAGGCAACUCAGAACCAGGGGAAGGCCUCUAGCAGCUCCAGCUCGGAGGAGGAGAGUGAAUCAGAGAGCGACGCUGAGUCUGAGAAAGCAAAAAACAGAGAGAUCAUAAACAACUUGAACAACAAACGGAACACCACCGGCCUGCUUCCUACCUCUAUAUCAACAAGCCAAGUGAAAAAGCAAGACCAGAGCAAGCCUCCAGCCACUGAGGCCCCUGCUCCUGGCUCCUGGAGAACGUCUCUGAGGAAAGCAGGCAGCUCAGUGACUCUGGGCUCAGCCGGGCUGUCCGACUCCACCCAUGACCCCAGCAGACCUACAGAGACCGGCCUGGGCAUGCCCCGCUCUGCCUCCAGUCCCCGCCUCAGCUCUGAGGCUGACACCAAGGAACCCAGGCUCGCUCGGGUGCCGCCCAACCUGACACGGAGACUCUUCAGUAUACCAGACAGCAGCCCUGACAACUCCAACAGCUGGCUGAGCCGUAGCUCCUCUUACACCCGGCGCCUCUAUAGUCAAUCAGGGAAUGAUCUCACUAGUUCUACCCCCUCUUUGCUUCACAGCUCAUCUUAUGGAAAGAGACUGGAUGAUCCCAACCUGACCUCAGCCAGCACAGGAACAAGCUCCGCCGGACUCGGCCGCCUUAAUAGUGUUAUAGCACAGAGACUUCCUCAGGAACAGGUGGAAAAGAAAGACCAGUCUUUCUCCACCUCAAUCACGCAAAGUUCGACAGCAGGAGAGCAGGAGACCAAGCAGAGGCGCAAGUCCUACCUGACUCCAGUGCGUGAUGAAGAAGCCGAAGCACAACGCAAAGCACGCUCACGACAUGCUCGGCAGUCCCGCCGAUCCACCCAGGGGGUGACGCUAACAGAUCUGCAGGAGGCUGAAAGGACGAUGAAGACUGACAAUAAAAGCAGAGAGAAGAAAGAGGAAGAGAAAGAGAAAGAGAAGGAGACAAAACCAAAGAAAGGAGAAGAAGGGGAAGUGAGCUGGAGGUCUCGUAUCGCCAGCCUGCAGAAGUCUGACUUGCUGGGUCUCACGCAGCCCACUGGCACAGCACGGCCCCAGAUAUCAGAGAAGAGAGAUGUUGAGGCCAGCACAGGGGAGAGUGAGACGGAACGAUGGGCGAGGGAGCGAAGAGAAAGGAGGCAAGCUCGAGCCAGAAGAAAGGCACAACGGACCGGGGAGAGUGAUGACAAUGAUCCCAGUGGAGAGGAAGAGUUCUCAGGCAGUUUGCAGGAUCAUCAGACGGACCAUCAUUUGAGUUCCAGGUUGGAUGUAUCCUGUAAUGACUGUACCCAGGGAGGAAGCUCAGAGGCCAAGGAUUUUAAGAAGUUGUUUGAAGAGGUUUCCAGAGAAAACAGUCAGCUCCAAUCUCAGCUGCAGGACACCCAAAGGAUUGUCAACCAGACCAGGUUGGACCUGGAAAAGGCCACACAGCGACAGGAGCGCUUUAGCGACUGUUCUGCCUUACUGGAGCGGGAGAGAAAGGACCGGAGGAUGUUGGAGCGGCGGAUGGCAGAGUUGGAGGAGGAGCUAAAGGUUCUGGUUGACCUGAAAGCAGACAACCAACGUCUUAAAGAUGAAAAUGGAGCACUGAUCCGUGUCAUCAGCAAACUCUCCAAAUAGACUGAGGGAGUGAGAGACACCAUGAGCAGGGAAACCCCCCUCCCCUUCCCUCCAUACAUCCAUCCGUCCGUCCAUCUUUUCCACACAUUCCUCCAAGUGCCAAAGAGUGAGAGAGGGGGAGAGAAUGUCCUACACGUACAUGAGCACCACAGCUCGACUCCUCGGAUUGUGCCUCCUCUCUGUGAACAGCUGGAGAGGCUUUCUUCCUGUGUGCCUUAAUGCCUGUUUUGUCACAGGAUGGUGUAAAGGUCCGAGGCUAAGGCUGUAGUACCAAGAGACUUGACAACAGCCAGAAUGCCCACGGCUGCUGCAUCCAACAUCUACAUACUAUGACUGUGCGUCAGGGAAAACACUAACAUGCACACACAUUCCCAUGCGUGCAUCACACACUUCCUCGGUGCACAUUCCACGAGCACACAAGGCAGCUUGGGCCUUAAAGCUCCCACCUUAUAUAGUAUUUAUUUUAUGUGAACACACUCACGUCACAUUAUUCACAAUUUAAACCCACUCACAGUUCAAAUCUUAUGUCGUCAAGCAGGUUUGGGUGAACAAAAAAAAGCCAUUUCAGGCUCUGUCUUUACAUUUGAUAUCCUGACGACAGGAGGAAGUCCAUGAAGCUGUUGGGUUUUUUGUUUCCACAUGCAAGUGUUUGAACCCACCUACCUCUCCACCUAUGCACCUCCCCUCGUACAUUUGUAUUUUUGUGAUACACUCCAUGCUCUUAAAAGAAAAUGACUGCAGAAUCAGGUCAGUCGACCGCAGCACUUUACUCUUUGCAAAGCAACAAAAGAACUGCGAGGCUUCGUCCGUCCUCCAACUCAUCAUCCAGUUAGCGGAAGAAGUCACCCUUACCUGAUGAUCAAAGAUGAUUGCACAAUUAUGGAAAUUGCUGUUCUGUUAAGCCUAUCAUGCUAUGGAUGGUUUUACCAUUGCUAAAGGUAUUAUUUUCAUAGAUCAUUGUCAAUUCCUCUAAUGCAAGGGAGCAUGGUCAUGUAUAUUAAAUGUGUAUAAAUAUUAGUCUUGAAUAAUACCCUUUUUGAAGUAAAAUUCCAUGUAGCCUUUCUUCACAUGUUGGUUUUCUAAUAUAUUGAAUGGACGUCUGCACCCUAAUAAAAAAAGUG
Molecule: messenger RNA, 4125 nt
Organism: Cheilinus undulatus (humphead wrasse)
Lineage: Eukaryota; Metazoa; Chordata; Actinopteri; Labriformes; Labridae
Product: protein phosphatase 1 regulatory subunit 12A
Exons: 25
Coding region: 272-3004 (910 amino acids)
Biological process (GO): signal transduction
Cellular component (GO): Z disc; A band; cytoplasm
Molecular function (GO): enzyme inhibitor activity; protein kinase binding; phosphatase regulator activity
Source: RefSeq, a predicted model, not a curated record